Messenger RNA from Apodemus sylvaticus (European woodmouse), 5726 nucleotides. RefSeq names its product L3MBTL histone methyl-lysine binding protein 3 (gene L3mbtl3). Gene Ontology annotation, molecular function: zinc ion binding; protein binding. Gene Ontology annotation, cellular component: nucleus. The transcript has 22 exons. NCBI's taxonomy places the organism in Eukaryota, Metazoa, Chordata, Mammalia, Rodentia, Muridae. Gene Ontology annotation, biological process: regulation of DNA-templated transcription. Bases 1471 to 4056 code for a protein of 861 amino acids. The record is from RefSeq and is a predicted model, not a curated record.
GCGAGCGGGCGGGCGAGCGAGCGGGCGAGCGGGCAGGCGGGCGAGCGCGAGAAGUCCAACUACGGGAGACCGAGGCAGUGGGAAAAGAGGCCGCCACUUUGCUAAGCGGCUCGGCUGCGGAGAACGGACUGGUUGAAUGUGGCAGAGGCGCGUCUCGCUGGCGCGGCCGUGUGUGUGUGUGUGUGUGUGUCUUGGUGUGUGUCUCGGUGAGUGUGUGUGUGUGUGUGUGUGUCGGUGAGUGUGUGUGUGUCGGUGUGUGUGUGUCGGUGAGUGUGUGUGUGUCGGUGUGAGUGUGAGCGCGCGCCGAGAGGCCUCCCUCCGCGACUCGCACCGCGCACACGCACCCGCACACGCACGCACACCCGAACCGCGGCGGGGCCGGCGGCCGAGAGUUUGCGUGUGUGCUUUCCCCGCUCGCCACCUCCCCCGCUCGCCGCCGCCGACUGUGGGAGAAUUUCCUAGAGAUCGCCUCCAAUUUCCGCCAUUUUGGGAAAGUUGCACGAAAAAAAAAAAAAAAAAAGAAAGAAAGAAAUAAAGCCUCUGCCGGGUUUUUUUUCCUGCUUGAGGCAGGAAAGUGCUUUUAGGGAACGCGGCGGCGCGGGCUCGACACUGCCGUCCCCGGGGGGGGAGGAGGGCGCGGGGCCGAGCAGGGCACCCGCGCCGUCGCGGCGAUCUUCUCCGCGCAGCGCCGCCGGUGCGGGCGCGGGCGUGCGAGCCAGGCGAGGCGGCGGCGGCGGGCUGCGGCGGGGGCCGGGGAGCCUGCAACUUGUUUACAGCCGCCCGGGAUGGCGGAGGCCGGCGGCUCGGGUCCGCCUCGCCACCCGAGCGUGCGCCGAUCUGCGCUCAUGGGCUACUGUCUGGUCCACGCUCGCGUCCUGGGCCCGGCGGAGCCGGCCUCGCGCAGCGGCGGCGGGGCGGGGGAAGUAGAGGCCGGCGGGGGUGGGGAUCGGGAAGCGCAGGAGCGGAGGCAUCCGCUGAGCGCCCCGCCAGCCGCCGGCCGGAGGAGGAGGCAAACUUGAGAGCCGCGGGGCCAGGGGCGCGCUGGCGGAGGGAAAACUUUAAUCGCCUUCUCGGGAGAAUAGGAAAAGAAAAAAAAAAAAAAACAAGAAAAAAAGAAAAAAAAAUCCCAAAGACAAAAAAGUGCAUGUGUUUGGGGGUUUUUAGGACCCGAACCUCGCGAUCGGAUCCGAUCCGAUCUCGGCCCACCGCGGGGCCGUGAGAGAAAGUUGACCAGCGGGCCGGCUUUCUCCGCGCCGGGCCGAGGUGUCUGUCCGUCUGUCCGUCCGCGCUCCGACACUACAGGGCUGGGAGUUCCAGCCGCACUGCCGGGUCGCGUGGGUCAGGGCUCUUGCCCCACCCUUCCACGGGGACACGAAGAGCCUUAAAAGAAGUUUUGGGGGUACACAGCAGUUCUGAAGGCCACCAGACAGUUCCGUCUUUCACCACUGCCUCGAGGUUACAAAAUAAAUCAUGACUGAAUCUGCAUCUAGCACAAGUGGUCAAGAGUUUGAUGUGUUCAGUGUUAUGGACUGGAAGGAUGGAGUUGGUACCCUACCAGGAAGUGAUUUAAAGUUUCGGGUAAAUGAGUUCGGAGCUCUGGAAGUUAUCACAGACGAAAGCGAGAUGGAAAGCGUCAAGAAAGCAACGGCCACUACCACGUGGAUGGUCCCAACCGCUCAGGACGUCUUUUCAGAGAAGACCGGAGCAUCCUUCAGGCUGAAGGAGCAGUCGACGAAGGCGGACGGGCUUCAGUUUUGUGAGAACUGUUGUCAGUAUGGCAACGGAGAUGAAUGCCUUUCUGGAGGGAAGUAUUGCAGCCAGAGUUGUGCUCGACAUGCCAAAGACAAAGAUCAGAAGGAAGAUCGGGAUGGAGGCGAAGACAAUGACGAGGAGGAUCCUAAGUGUAGUCGGAAGAAAAAACCAAAAUUGUCUCUGAAGGCUGACUCCAAGGAGGAUGGAGAAGAGAGAGAUGAUGAAAUGGAGAACAAACAAGAUGGAAGGAUCCUGAGGGGUUCUCAGAGAGCCAGGAGGAAAAGACGUGGGGAUUCAGCUGUCUUAAAGCAGGGCUUGCCUCCUAAAGGCAAGAAAACUUGGUGCUGGGCAUCGUACCUGGAGGAGGAGAAGGCUGUGGCAGUGCCUACGAAGCUUUUCAAAGAGCACCAGUCCUUCCCAUACAACAAAAAUGGAUUCAAAGUCGGCAUGAAGCUAGAAGGCGUGGACCCUGAGCACCAGGCCAUGUACUGUGUCCUCACUGUGGCUGAGGUUUGCGGAUAUAGGAUAAAGCUUCACUUUGAUGGGUAUUCUGAUUGCUAUGACUUCUGGGUGAACGCAGAUGCUCUGGACAUCCACCCAGUAGGCUGGUGUGAGAAGACGGGACAUAAGCUCCGCCCUCCCAAAGGGUAUAAAGAAGAAGAAUUUAAUUGGCAGUCCUACCUUAAGACGUGCAAAGCCCAGGCUGCUCCCAAGUCAUUAUUUGAAAAUCAGAACAUAACCGCAGUCCCAUCAGGCUUUCGAGUUGGAAUGAAGCUCGAGGCUGCAGACAAAAAGAGCCCUUCCGUCAUCUGUGUUGCUACGGUAACGGAUAUGGUGGACAAUCGUUUCCUGGUACAUUUUGACAACUGGGAUGAGAGCUAUGACUAUUGGUGUGAGCCCAACAGUCCACACAUCCACCCAGUGGGCUGGUGUAAAGAACAUAGAAGAACCCUCAUCACCCCACCAGGCUAUUCGCACGUGAGACACUUUUCCUGGGAUAAAUAUUUAGAAGAGACCAAUUCUUUACCCGCGCCUGCAAGAGCUUUCAAAGUGAAACCUCCACAUGGAUUCCAGAAGAAAAUGAAGCUGGAAGCUGUAGACAAAAGAAACCCGCUGUUCAUCAGAGUAGCGACCGUCGCGGACACGGAUGAUCACCGGAUAAAAGUUCACUUUGAUGGGUGGAGCAGUUGCUAUGACUACUGGAUCGAUGCAGACUCUCCUGAUAUUCACCCUGUGGGCUGGUGUUCCAAGACCGGCCACCCGCUUCAGGCUCCGCUGAGCUCUGCAGAAUUAAUGGAGCCGUCAGAAACUGGGGGCUGUCCAACCCUAGGCUGCCGGGGCGUUGGUCACUUUAAAAAAUCGAGGUACCUGGGCAAUCAGAGUGGUGCCAACUGUCCCUAUUCAGAAAUCAACUUGAGUAAAGACCGCAUCUUCCCAGACCGCCUAAGUGCUGACACGUCUCCCUCUCCUCCCACAUACCCAAGAAGUAGAAGGACAGACAUCAACGAAAGUUCCUUGACUCCUGAAACCAGGGAAAAGCAUGCCAAUAAUGGCAAAGAAGAUUCUGAAAGGAGAAAAGAAAAUGAAGUAAAGACAUCAGCGGAAGCCAAAGUUGUUCGGGAAGAGCAUACCCCUAGCGUACAGAAAACUCAGCCUCCUCAGCAAAUACAGCAAGUACCACAUGCUCAACCACCUCAGCAGGCACAGAAGGCUCCGCAGGCCCAGCAGGCCCAGCAGGCUCAGCAGGCACAGAAGGCUCCACAGGCCCAGCAGGCCCAGCCAGCCCAGCAGGCACAGCAGGCUCAGCAGGCACAGCAGGCUCCACAGGCCCAGCAGGCCCAGCAGGCUCCACAGGCCCAGCAGGUCCCACAGGCCCAGCAGGCCCCACAGGCCCAGCAGCCUCAGCAGUCCCAGCAGCCUCAGCAGGCCCCACAGGCCCAGCCCAGCCAGCAGCAGGCCCAGCGCCGCUCUGCUGUAUUCCUUUCCUUCAAGCCCCCAAUUCCAUGUCUGCCCUUGCGCUGGGAGCAGCAGAGCAAGCUUCUUCCAACCGUCGCUGGAAUCCCAGCUAGCAGAGUUUCCAAAUGGAGCACAGACGAGGUGUCAGAAUUCAUUCAGAGCUUGCCUGGGUGUGAAGAACAUGGAAAGGUGUUUAAGGAUGAGCAAAUUGAUGGAGAAGCCUUUUUACUCAUGACCCAAACAGACAUUGUUAAAAUUAUGAGCAUCAAGCUGGGCCCAGCUCUCAAAAUUUUCAAUUCUAUUCUGAUGUUCAAAGCCGCGGAGAAGAAUUCCCACAACGAACUGUGAAGACGGUGAAUCUUGGCGCCAUCGGCUUCUGCUUUAUAGUCCAUUAUGUUCCUUCAAAGCACAAGGACAGCUCCAGCUCCGAGUGAGAAAGAAGGCUUCAGGAUUCACAGGAGCAGCACUCCGGGGCCACAUCUGUCCCUCCAGCUGCGUACAUAUUCUUAGGAGAUGCCUGAGCUUCUUACCAGCAACUGCCCAACAACGGUCGCCUUUUGGUUCCGCUCACUGAGCUAAACUUACCUUUGUAAACUUACCUUUUUUUGGAUGUGGGAGGAGGGUGGGGGAAGGGAGCUUCGUUAUUUAUGGAUGGGGAAAUCAGAACUUUUGGCAUUUUGUAAACAUUAUCGGAGUCUCUUUCAUGUAUACCUUCUUUUUGUUUGUUUGUUUUUCAAUACUUUCAAGAACCUUUUUAUAUAACUGAAUCUCAACCUAAACCAAAUCUUUUGAACUUGGCUGGGUUUAGCCUGGGACUGGUGUCAGUCACGUUCGCCCUGUGCCAUAUUUGGAAUUGCAGCAUUAGCCAAGUAUAACCAACGUUGUGAGUCACGAUAUUGCCUAACUGUGUGUCAUCCUCUGUUGGGACUGAAGAGUUGUAAAUACAACCUUUCUUUAAAUCCAUGUUUUUACUUUUGCACGCAUCAUGAAUUGUUAAAGUACUUUUCACCAGCAUCUUUACCGUUAUUAUUACCAAAAAAAAAUGUACAUAAAAGAAUGGAAUUGAAGAAUAAACUAUAUAAACCUACUUAGAUUUGAAGGAAGUAGUGUAUCUGGACGGAAUCAAUUUUGUACAUCAUGGUGCCGCUGUGUUUCCAGCCGUUGGCAUCAGAGGAUUGUGCAGUUACAUAUCCCAAGGGAUGCUGAUGGGGACUUUGAUUUGUGACGUCAUUGUGUGCAUCUCUGUAAAUGACAUGGAGGUAGCUGGUGCUUUACCGAAGAGGACUCACUGGUUGCUGGAAACACUAACCCUUCAAGAGCUCCCAUCCGUCCCACAGGUCCUCUGGAUUUCCUCCAAGUGAACUGAGAAUCACAGAGAGGAUCUGACUGCACAGACCUGGUGUGACCGUCACACCAACAGACACAGAGUUCUCCAUGCUCACAGGCUGAGAAGGUGGUUCCCGAAGCCAUGAUUCCGGAACCUCCCAUGAGGAAAAGAUUCCUUUUCCUAUAAAAUAUUUUGCCUUGAUUUUUAAGCAUCUGGAUGCACUUUAAAAGGAGAGCCCGUGGUUAUUUAUAAACUCAUAGCUGGCAGUGUUUCGUUUGUAAGCGUGCACUUCUAAGGGGAAGGUAAAAUAUUGUGUCAGUCUUUGGAUGUGCUUUCUAAUUCCACGAUUAGACAUUUACCCAAGGACUGAUUUAAAAAUAGAAAAGUUUAGUAGCAUGCUGUCAGAACUCUGGGGAAAGUCCCACCUCUUUCUGUAAACUCUUAAAUGUUUUUCUGGUGUAGGACUUCCUUUGAUGUGCCAUAGUAGGAGUCCUUUGCAUUUGUCAUGAUUCAAGGUAAACAGGGUCCGUGACAUCUGCAAUGUCCUCUUCAUUUCUCUGCAUGAAUCUGCUAAAUGAGCUUUUUACUGUUACUCCCCCCCCUUCUUUGUCGUGGUCAGUAUUUGUACAAUAACUUGCACUUGUUACAUGUGAUAUGGAUGAAAUAAAAUCUUAAUUGCAGAUUCUUUUUA